AUGUUUCGCCUGAUAUUAGUACUCUUGAACCUACUGUUACUGGAAUCGCUCAACUUCGUGGACUGUUCGAUCAUGGAGGUUCAAUUCGAUCGAUUUGAGCAGCAGUUAGGAAACCAUUUAGCGAACUACUCCCGACUUCGGGUACGCAAGUUCAAUCGAACCACGUGGAUACUGGAUGGAGACGGUGAAACAUUUGUAGAUUUUACCGACGACUACCAAGUAUCGCUAACAGUGGCCCACAGCCCCCUGGGCAAUAACCAGUGGAACGAGUAUCCCAUGAAGAUCUCCAAGAGCAGGAUGUGCAGUUUUCUUAACGGAGCGUACAAGGAAUACCAGCCGUACUUUAUUGAAUACACCAAUUUCCCACGCGUCGGGGUGGAAUGGGUAUGUCCCUUUCCAAAGGGGUCUUAUUGGGUGCGAAACUUUGCUCCCAAUGGAGACUGGCUACCGAGUGUUUUUCCAGCUGGAUAUUGGAGGUUUACGGGUUCGAUAUUUGAUGCCAGUGAUGAAAUUGCGCUUAAAUUUAUUGUGUUUUUGAGGGUGAAGAAAGGAUACUUGUGA
Molecule: messenger RNA, 561 nt
Organism: Topomyia yanbarensis
Lineage: Eukaryota; Metazoa; Arthropoda; Insecta; Diptera; Culicidae
Exons: 1
Coding region: 1-561 (186 amino acids)
Source: RefSeq, a predicted model, not a curated record